CCGUGAAUGCAGCAUUCUGGGAGGGUCUUGUGAGCUUCGGUUUGGCUUCUCGGCCGCUCACUCUGCUUACAGCUCCUUCAAGGGAGGAAGAAACACGAAGGUCUUCGGUAUUUGAAAGCGCAGCCUGCGAACGAUGGCAGCCAUCAGGAAGAAGUUGGUGAUAGUUGGGGAUGGUGCGUGCGGGAAGACCUGUCUACUCAUUGUGUUCAGUAAGGACCAGUUCCCAGAGGUCUACGUCCCCACUGUGUUUGAGAAUUACAUCGCAGACAUUGAAGUUGAUGGCAAACAGGUGGAGUUAGCGUUGUGGGAUACAGCAGGUCAGGAAGACUAUGAUAGACUGAGGCCUCUCUCCUACCCCGACACAGAUGUUAUCCUCAUGUGCUUCUCCAUAGAUAGCCCAGACAGUUUAGAGAACAUUCCCGAGAAAUGGACACCUGAAGUGAAACACUUUUGUCCCAACGUCCCAAUCAUCCUCGUGGGCAACAAGAAGGAUCUUAGGAAUGAUGAACACACACGCAGGGAGCUGGCCAAGAUGAAACAGGAGCCAGUAAAGUCUGAGGAGGGCAGAGACAUGGCCAACCGCAUCAGUGCCUUUGGCUACCUGGAGUGCUCCGCCAAGACCAAGGACGGCGUGCGGGAGGUGUUUGAGAUGGCCACCAGAGCAGCGCUGCAGGUCCGCAAGCGUAAGAAGAGGGGCGGCUGCCAGCUACUGUGAAGAGGUGGAGUUUAUUGCCCAAUCAGCACCUGAGGGAGGACUCCCCGCCCCACACAGAGCAAAGUUAAAGAAACCUUAAAUCAAUGGCUUCCGUGGACUAUACUUUCUUCACAGAUGCAGAUAUGCCGCAGGCAAAUAUGAAAGACUGACACACCUGUUUAAAAGCAAAACAAAUCAGCCUUUUUUUAAAACUCUAUUUCCUCUGCUACUCACACACUGUUAGUUUUUGUUUCUGUUUGCUGUUUUGUUUUCCUCCACCAGCACACCAGCCUGUUUGCGUGAACGACCUGCCCCCUCCUCCUGUAUGUAUGAAUGUGUGUUUGUAUUUAUAUGUGCAUAUACUUCACAAAUAUAUCAUGAGUCUGACUCUGUGUAAUGAUUGUUUACAGAGAAAGGUCUUGUAGCUCAAAUGCUCACUGACUCUUUCUCUUAGCUCACAGCCGCAAGUUGCAGACAGUUUUAGAUUUGCUUUAAUAGUAUGGAACCAUGCUUCUCUUGAACCUGCAUGUACCACUCCGUCUCCUUUUAUACAUUAGCUUCAGUCAGGAUUCCUUAAUCUAUUUGUCAUACCACUAUUAAUUUUACACCCUGGAAGUCCUAUUUCACCAAGUGCUGUGUCAGCAGAGCUCUGUUUCCCCCAGCUUCUGACAUAAAGGACUAAAUUUAGAGCCUGUUCACACUGCAUUAAUCCACUGAAACCUACAUAAACUGAAGCAGCAGAGACUAUUUGUGUGGAGAGGUGUUGGACUGCACCUUGGUCUGUCUCUUUUCCAUGGUGAUAGCUUAAGCUGGCACUGGAGACAGUGGUCUAUUGUCAUGGACACAAUACUUGCAGUCACACUCACACUGGUUAUGACAAACGUCACAAACGCCUUCCCCCAAACAAGCUCUGCCUCCUGUCUGAACUCUGUACUGUCAGAUCAAGUAUACAGUCAUGAUGUAUCGCUGUGUGCGGGAUUAACUGAGGAUGAGUGCACACUGUAUGCAGCCAUAUUAAUAUUAAAACAGGUUAUAGGCCUAUUCUGUGUAUAAAGGUUUUAUUAAAAUACCCAACUGACAACUUGAUUCAGAGCUCAGACAGUGUCAUUACCAAUGUGCUAUCUCCUCAGUUUGGUUCACCAGAUCAGUGACUCUGACACUUUGAAAUUGGGGCUUUGCUUGUGUGUAAUAGCCCUUUCUUUGACACCACAGGGAUAUUCCUUUAAAUGUGUUUGAACAAACAAGGAUAUCUAAGUACAUAGCAAGUGUGUGGUCAAAGUUUUUCACUCGUGUAACCCUUAAAGAUCACUGAAGUGGUCGUGGCCAACCAUAUAAACAAAGGGUGUGUAUGUGUCUGGGAACAACCACGAUGUCUGUAGCUGAAACGUUAAGGUUAAAGUUUGACAUUUUUACAACAAUCCUGUGAAUAAGAGAUUUGAACAAGAUAUUGCAAAAGAAAAGCCUGAGCGCCAACUUUGUCAGUGACCAAAAGCACAAUUUAAACUACAGUAGUUUUCUCCACUAAGUGACAGAAUCAUUAAACCACCUCAUCUCCUUCCAGGCACCCCUCUGAUGCAAUUACAGUGAACCUAUUUGAGGCAGUAUGACGGGACUUUGUUGUUUGUACUGUAUAUUCCAUAUCUAGUCCCGCACAGAAAAAGCCCUUGAACACACUGUACACACAAGUGUAUGAGACGGUCCCUACAUUGAUCUCACCACCAUCAUAAGCUACAAGUAUGGUGAUCUUUCUUUUAUCCAGUACGUUCAGUUCCAUAGAGAUCAGAAUGUUGCGAGCUCGGGCUAAUUCCUGGACAGUGCCUCUAUGUCUGUAAUGUAAAACACCAUAGUUCAAGAGAAAAUGUUGAUUGUGAUGGCGCUUUACUAACAGGAGUGGGAUGUGUUGAAUGUCUGGAUGAGACAAACAUGUUAAUAAAGUAUUUUUGAAAUACUA
Xiphias gladius (swordfish) is the source of this 2645-nucleotide messenger RNA. RefSeq names its product rho-related GTP-binding protein RhoA-D. The record is from RefSeq and is a predicted model, not a curated record. Gene Ontology annotation, molecular function: GTP binding; GTPase activity. Gene Ontology annotation, biological process: small GTPase-mediated signal transduction. Gene Ontology annotation, cellular component: neuron projection. The transcript is spliced from 5 exons. Lineage: Eukaryota; Metazoa; Chordata; Actinopteri; Istiophoriformes; Xiphiidae. The coding region runs from base 134 to 715 and encodes 193 amino acids.